AUGGACAUGGAGGAAGAUAGAAUUUUAGAGGCAGAGAGGUACCAGAUCGAGCAGAUUCGAGAGCUUGAAUUCGAAGAAUUACAAGUCGAAGAAGUCGAUGAAGACGACGACGACGACUCGGUCGAUGCUCGUGAUGCCACGGGUGCUGGUUCAUCUGAUAGUUUCACCUUCAACACUUGUUUGGCUUCAUUGCAUACUUAUCUUGGCGAGGUUGAAGAUACUCACCAUAGACUGGCUUUCUUGGAUGGAGGUGCCAUUUUGAACCUUCCUUUGUUCUAUCUUGAAGGAGUUGUUCUUUUCCCAGAGGCUACACUUCCUUUGAGAGUUAUUCAACCCAAUUUCAUUUCUGCUGUUGAGAGGGCAUUGGUUCAAGUUGAUGCUCCUUUUACUGUAGGUGUGGUUCGUGCAUACAGGGAUUCUGAUAACAGACGAUUAAGGUUUGCAACUGUUGGGACAACUGCAGAGAUUCGUCAAUACCGGCGUUUAGAGGAUGGGUCACUGAAUGUAGUUACUCGUGGCCAGCAGCGUUUUUGUCUAAAACGUCGUUGGAUUGAUGUUGAAGGAGUGCCCUGUGGAGAGGUUCAAAUCAUCCAGGAAGAUAUGUCAUUAAGGACACCCAAGGAGGCUUUUGGAAGAUUGGCACCAUUAAGUAAUCUGCGCGGUCAUAGACUCUCAUGUGUGCUGGUUUCAAAUUCUUCAUCAGUUGGAUAUGGGCAUAGCGACAAUGAUUCAGAGGCAAGGUCUGGGGAAAGCUUUGAGAGUGCGCUCUCGCUAGCAGAAAGGAGAAUUCAUCAAUCUGCGUUGGAUUCUUGUUAUGGCUCUGAUGCGAUGGAUGAAUCAUCGAGUAGUGAUGAUGACAAGUUUGUGAGUCCGUCAGAAAUGAGAUCUACAAGAUCUCACCUAAGUGAGUCGGAAGGGUCAUUGUAUUCGGACAUUGGGAAAAAUGUUGAUGAUACUACCUUAGAAAUCGGGAAUAGUUCUGGUUUAGCGAAGAAAGGAGAAGCAUCGAAGCGAUGUUGGAAAAAUACCAACUUAAACCAGUUUCGCAGGGUUCCAAGAGCUUUCUGGCCCUACUGGGUAUACUGUAUGUAUGACUCCUAUUGUCUCGCUGAAAGAGCAGCAGAUAUGUGGAAACAGAUAGUUGGGGCACCAAGCAUGGAUGGUCUUGUGAGAAAGCCUGAUCUUUUAUCAUUUUACAUUGCCAGUAAAAUUCCCGUGUCUGAGGAGAUCAGGCAGGAGCUUCUGGAGAUUGAUGGCAUUUCAUAUAGACUGCGCCAGGAAAUUGACUUACUUGAAAGCUUUGACCUUGUUCAAUGUAAAAUGUGUAAGACUGUUAUCGCACGGCGGAGUGAUAUGUUGGUGAUGUCUAGUGAAGGUCCUCUUGGUGCUUAUGUGAAUCCGCAUGGUUAUGUGCAUGAGAUAAUGACAUUCCAUAAAGCAAAUGGGUUAGCACUCAUAGGGCGAGCCACGGCGGAAUACAGCUGGUUUCCUGGGUAUGCUUGGACAAUUGUAGAAUGUGCAUCCUGUGAAACCCAAAUGGGGUGGCUUUUUACCGCCACGAAGAAGAAUUUGAAGCCUCAAUCGUUUUGGGGGAUACGGAGUUCCCAGGUUGCUGGUGAUAAACGCUAG
Molecule: messenger RNA, 1629 nt
Organism: Dovyalis caffra
Lineage: Eukaryota; Viridiplantae; Streptophyta; Magnoliopsida; Malpighiales; Salicaceae
Source: the annotation of a GenBank genome assembly